AACAAAAGAUGUUUGUUAAUGGUGGUAUGAACCACAGGAAUUCCUUUCGGUGGAGCACGCGCAUUACACGGUUUACAAUAAUAAUAUAAUAUAUAGGGAAGUUCAACCUGUAACUACCGUUGCCAGGACAACUUGGCCGGCACAAACAAAUGAAACCCUAUGGUUAGUUAACAACAUUUCGAUUGUGAGAAAUAAACGAAGAUGUCGGACAAAGAUCUGGAUGCUAUAAUCCUGGUGACCCAAAAGGUUUUGGGCAAGUACCUGAAGAAACCACCGCUCACAGAGAAGCUGUUAAAGAAGCCACCAUUUCGGUUCCUCAUGGACGUCUUUAAUAACUUCAUCAAGCAAACUGGCAAGUUUGAUGGUUUAUAUACGCCGGAUGAGCAGUUGUUCGAGAACAUAAGUAGUCGGGAGGAUAAAAUACGAUUCCUGCAGAAAAUGAUUGAUGCCAUCAAGCUUACUACUAAGUUGGACCUCAAAGUACGCACUUCAAAAAUAGUUGCUGGCCAGGAGCCGGAGCUCACCAAUGAGCUCCUGCAGGCAAUGGCCAGUGUGGCGGAAAAGAAUCUGGAGUGGGAUGGCGUUGUGGACCAGGUGGUAAUUGCCCACAGCAAAACGCCACUUGCCAUCACGAAACCCCCGAAGGAAACUAAAAUUCCCAGCAAAAAUUCCUCACCCGCCGGUAAGGAGGAGGACCCAAAACGACGCAAGGAGAAACGCAUUUCGCCGCAGGAACAAAAGCUGCGCAAGGCCACCGAUCAGGCAUCCCGAUCUACUCCCCCAACAGAGAAGGAUAAGACAUCUCAGAAGAAGAGUAAACUACCCAAGGAUGACUCCAAAAUAAGUCGGCAGAAUUCCAAACAAAAGAGUCCUUCACCGGUCAAACUAAAGUCCAAAACCAAGCUGCAGUUAUCCACAGAAAGCGAUAAUGCCAGCAUGUCCAUGUCGCCAGUGCCAGGAGGAGUAACUAAGCAGUCUGCUUCUGAAACUGUUCCGGCUAAAGUAGAGCAGGAAACCAAUCAGGUUUCUCCUUUAAAGGAAAAGGAGACAUUGGCGGAACCUCCCCAGGAAACUCCACCCGCUCCGGCUCCAUUGGCUCCUCCAGUUGAGCCAGAGAGUCGCAAAUCCUCCGGCAGAAGUCGGCGUUCUAGUGGUAGCCAUAGACAACCAGAGCCCAAUUCCACUGAGAUCCAGUCCCAACCAGCGGUGCAGUCAUCGGAAAGUAAUACUCCACCUGGUUCCAACAAUAGCGAGGCAAAGCGGGAGAUUCCCCUCUCCAGAGAGAACUCGAAAGACUCCAAUCAACGACCUAGAACCUCACUUAGACCUCCAUCCGCUCGACCCGCCUCCGCGCGUCCUGGAGCUCCACGGCGUCGGAAUGUGGAGAUAGUACUUCAACCAAACGAUCAGGUCAAGAUGUCUGGCAUCAAUGUUAAGUUAGAAACCUUUGGUGACCUGGAUGACGAUGGAGAGAACCUUGUGAUCAUAGAAGAUGCCAAUUCGCAUGACAUUGUUGAAGGCAGUGGAGCAGAAGAACCUGUGUUGGAGGGUCAACUCGAUGCUCAGGGACGCUUGGUCCAGCAGAUCCUGGAAACCCAAAAGGAGUUGGUUCAUCAAAAUGCCGAGGUGGAGCCACAACAAAGUCAAGUUGCCCGUCAAAGUUCCGCUCGCCAGGUGAACGACCUGCGCGAUGUGAUCCAAGGUCUCACAAAGGCGAUAAAUCCGAUGGGCAAACUUCUCGAGUUUAUUCCCGAAGACAUUGAUGCAAUGCAGCUUGAGCUAAACAUGUGGCGCGAGAGUUACACCCAGGCCUCGAUGGAACUGAAAAGGGAACGUAGUCUCACUGCAUCCGCCACGGAACCCAUGAGGCACCAGCUGGAGCAAAUCAACGCCAGCAUUGACGAGUACCGGGAGCUCAUCGAUGAGAGUCGCCACAAGAUCCUGCAAAACAACGCCCGUAUCCUCAAGUUGAUGAUGGAACAGUAAACGUGAUGUUUUUAUAUUUAAUAAGAGUUCUAUAAAAA
Molecule: messenger RNA, 2024 nt
Organism: Drosophila subpulchrella
Lineage: Eukaryota; Metazoa; Arthropoda; Insecta; Diptera; Drosophilidae
Gene: IFT54
Product: TRAF3-interacting protein 1
Exons: 3
Coding region: 202-1986 (594 amino acids)
Biological process (GO): intraciliary transport; regulation of microtubule cytoskeleton organization; cilium assembly
Cellular component (GO): axoneme; centrosome; intraciliary transport particle B
Molecular function (GO): microtubule binding
Source: RefSeq, a predicted model, not a curated record